AUGAGUUCUGAUUCUGAUCCCGAAUUAGAAUUAGAGAAGUAUAAAUCUCGCCUAAUGUCAUCAAUUAACCGUAAAAUGACUGUAACCAUCGAUCAAGAUGAUGAAAAAGACUCUGAUUCACCAACUUUUGAGGAUUUGGGUGUUUGCGUAGAACUUUGUAGAGCUUGUAAGGAACUUGGCUGGAAAACACCUACCAAAAUACAAAUCGAGGCAAUUCCAAUUGCUUUAUCCGGCAAGGAUAUAAUUGGUUUGGCGGAGACUGGAUCGGGGAAAACAGCCGCAUUCACGAUCCCAAUUUUACAGAAGUUACUAGAGAAACCACAACGUUUGUUUUCAUUGAUCCUUGCUCCAACUAGAGAACUAUCCCUACAAAUCAAAGAACAGUUAAUAUCUCUAGAAAUCGGAUUAGACGUUUGCUUGAUACUCGGCGGACUUGAUAUGGUAUCACAGGCCCUACAGUUGAGCAAGAAACCUCACAUCAUAGUCGGUUCUCCCGGUAGAAUCGCAGACCAUUUGCAAAACACGAAGGGGUUUUCACUAGAAACUAUCAAAUACUUGGUCCUUGAUGAGGCAGAUAAACUACUCUCGGCAGAUUUUGACGACUCUCUAAACAAAAUAAUAAUCAGUCUCCCCAAAGAUAAAGUCACAUAUCUCUACAGUGCUACCAUGACUAGUAAGAUUACAAAGUUGCAAAAAGUAACACUCAUGAAGCCAAUUCAAAUAAACGUGAAUACUAAAUACCACACAAACGAACUCCUGAUCCAAAAGUACCUACUGAUUCCCUUGAAGUUCAAGUACACUUACUUGGCCUGCAUUUUAUGGAAAUACUCAACCAGCACUAUUAUGGUCUUUUGCAACACUUGCCUUACUUCUCAAAAAGUGACUCUUUUCCUACAGAACCUGUCCUUUAAAUCAGUCUGUUUGCACGGGAAAUUGAGUCAAAUUCAAAGACUAAACUCACUAAACUCGUUCAAAACAGGCCUCUUCAACAUACUAGUUGUUACUGACGUUGGCAGCCGUGGCAUUGACAUCCCCUUCGUGGACCUUGUAAUCAACUUCGACGUCCCAAACACAAGCAAAGACUAUAUUCACCGCGUUGGUAGAACGGCCAGGGCAGGGAAAUCUGGCAUCUCACUAACCCUAAUAACUCAGUAUGACAUCGAGGCAUUUCAAAGAAUUGAAUACGCACUAAACAAAAAACUGGAAGAGUACAAGGACAUUUCUGAGGAGGAGGUGUAUAGUAAGUACGACGAGUGCUGUAACAGCUUGAGAAAUGAAGAAAUGGACCACAAGAAGAAGUUCCAGCUGAUCAAGACGAAUAAAAAGAACCAGAAAUACAACAAAUCGAAGUUUAAAUUACUGCGCUAA
Theileria annulata is the source of this 1368-nucleotide messenger RNA. RefSeq names its product ATP-dependent RNA helicase, putative. Lineage: Eukaryota; Apicomplexa; Aconoidasida; Piroplasmida; Theileriidae. The coding region runs from base 1 to 1368 and encodes 455 amino acids. The record is from RefSeq and is a predicted model, not a curated record. Gene Ontology annotation, molecular function: nucleic acid binding; RNA helicase activity; ATP binding. The transcript is spliced from 8 exons.